Messenger RNA from Drosophila santomea, 2115 nucleotides. It is a transcript of the gene E(var)3-9, whose product is annotated as zinc finger protein 687b. The record is from RefSeq and is a predicted model, not a curated record. Gene Ontology annotation, biological process: regulation of transcription by RNA polymerase II. The coding region runs from base 120 to 1940 and encodes 606 amino acids. Gene Ontology annotation, cellular component: chromosome; nucleus. The transcript has 4 exons. Gene Ontology annotation, molecular function: chromatin insulator sequence binding; zinc ion binding. Lineage: Eukaryota; Metazoa; Arthropoda; Insecta; Diptera; Drosophilidae.
GUGUAUGAUUUUGCAACACUGCCAAAAUGCUCCACCUCCAAUUUCGGUAAAUAACAAAAAGAUAAAUGGUCGCUUUGUGGAGCGUACUCCUGUGAAAAUUGGAUAUAUGCUUGCGCACAAUGGAAUUCAGUGCGGAUCUGAAUGGCUUCAGUGAGGACUCCAUCGAACCCUGCCGGACAUGCGGAAUUUACUUUACCAUGGGAAUGGACAUGGACCAGGCUAUUGUGAAGCCCAUUUUCGGCUCGGAUGACGCCGCCGUCGCAAGUAUGGCGGAGAUCCUUGAACAGAUGAGUGCUUGGAACAUAAAGGUUGCGAGGGAGGACGGACAACCGCAGUACAUGUGCAUCGCCUGCAUUGCCGAGUUCCACCGGCUGCUUAAAUUCAAGCGCAGCUGUGUGGAGACACAGGAGCAGUUUAGCGAGCUCGAGUAUCAGCGCGAACACAAUGGGAUCGUGAUUAAACGGGAAAUUGAGCCGGAGGAGGAGAAGUUCUGCGGAUUUAUAUAUCUGGACACUGACGAGGAGGAUAUCAGCGACGAGGACGGUAGUAGACGCGUGUGCGCCGCCUUCGACAUACCGCAUGUGCCCAUUAAGGAGGAGCACAUGGCCCGAGUGCCAGUGCAGAAUAUUGACAAGUUUCAGCCACCCGAGCCCAAAGAUUUUGCAUCGCCGGUUGAUUCCACUUUCGACAUGAUCGACAACGAUGCAUUAACGGCCGGAAUGUUUACGCCGUCUGUUGAUGAUGCAUCUGGAACGGCCGACGAUGGCUCCGAAGAGGAGGAGGAGGAGGAGGAGGAGGAGGAGGAGGAGAUAGUCAGAUUUACAUACGAUGAUGACAACGAUGCGACAGCGCCGCUUCCGCCCCCGAUUUACUCGCCUGUUGUUUCUUGUAAGCUAUGCUAUUACGAAUCCCCCGACCAGGAUGCGCAUCUGGAACACAUGCGCCGCACCCAUCUCCUUAAGGACUGGGAAUGCCAUAUUUGCGCCAAAAAGUUCACAAAUGCCCAAGAAUCGCGCAUCAAGUUCCACAUAAAGUAUCACAAGUUACAGCGGCACAUUAAGUGUCCCGUUUGCGGGUUCAUCUGCAACUCGAAAGAGACUCUCAAGGAGCACAGGCAGGCUGUGCACGUACGCACCAAGUGCACUUACUGUGGCAAAACUGUGAAAAACGCAAUGCUACAAGCACAUUUGAAAAAGCACUUAGAAGAGGGUGAAGCCGAACUUGCCGAGCAUCUGAAAUUAUUGGAGAAAACUCCAGUAAAACUUUUCCCCUCGGAAGGCAUUCAAUCUCCACAGUUAUCUUCUUCCCCUCUACUGGAAGGCCGUGUUGCUGAAGACACCACUGCCUCUGAGGGCUCAAAUAUUCUUGGGGUAUCCACUGUUCCAGAAUAUUCUAAUGUUACCGAGGACUCCAGUGUUCCUGCAAAAGAGACUUCCAAUCCAGCGGACACCCAAUGUCCGACGGACACACCUGAAAACGUUGAAGUUCCUGUUUCAUCCGCUUCACCAUCAUCCGUGCCAACUGAACGUGUCAUUAGGUGCGCAUUUUGCAGCUACACAUUUGAAGAGGCUAAGCAGCUGCAGGCUCAUGUGCUGGCUAGACACACAAGGACAAGAAAGAGACGUCGCUCUUCAGAACACAAAUCACCCAUGAGAAAGCCCACUCAGGCAAUGCUAACGUCGCCUAUUGCAAAGAUAAACAAGAAGCCAACCAUCGAGUCCGAAGUAAGCAUCGUCCAAGAAGACAGCUCUGCCCAAAUGGAUAGCUCCGCCCAGCAGGAGACCAGAACAGAAGCGACACUCAACGACAGCUCCCCUGCCGAGCAGGUGCCAGAAAAAGCUUACAUCUCGUGUAACAUUUGCGGCAGGUCAUUUGACUUGAAAAUUAAGCUUAACAGACAUCUAAAGCAGCACAAGGAGGUGCCGCAAAAUGUCGUUUAGUUUGUAGCAUUUCUAGCGUAUAGCUAUAAUUCAAUAUUCAUUCAUUUUGUAAAAAUUAUAGCCAAAACAUCAUUUCCCAUUGGUCUGCCAAAUGCAAACGUUGAAAUCUUUCCAUUAAAUUUUCUCACUAUUACGUAUUUGGUUGGAAUAUACUUACUUUCUUAUUUAAAUUAAA